Molecule: messenger RNA, 720 nt
Organism: Zeugodacus cucurbitae (melon fly)
Lineage: Eukaryota; Metazoa; Arthropoda; Insecta; Diptera; Tephritidae
Product: transcription factor SPT20 homolog
Exons: 2
Coding region: 1-720 (239 amino acids)
Source: RefSeq, a predicted model, not a curated record
AUGAACGGCCAACAAGGCGAGGAGAAGGAGCACAAUCUGUUGCCAUUGCCGCCACUCAAGCCGAAUGAGGCACAAUUGCCGCACUUGACUUCACUGCUCGAGAAGGAGAAUCACCAACAACAGUUGAAGGCGCAACAACUGCAGCAGCAGGAGAGGUAUUCACAAGAGGCUUUUCAGCAGCAUCAGCAUUUGCAGCAACAAUUGAAUUUGUCACAUCUGCAGCAGCAAUUGCAGCAAAAGCAUCAACAGCAAGAGCAACAACAUCACCAGCAACAACAACAACAGCAGCAGCAACAAUACCAACAAAUAAUACAGCAAGUGCAACAGCAACAGCAACAACAACAACACCAAUUGCCACAAUCACAAUUUGUUUAUCCACAAGCAUCUGCGCUUGCAACAUCAGCGACUUACGACCCAUACGACUAUCACCAGUCAGUUGCACAGUCACCGGCGACGCUCACACCGCCCACAUCACCACCACCGCAGUACACACAGUUGCCUCAAUAUCCGCAGGCGGUGCAGUUGCCACCACAGUAUUCGCACGCGCCUGACCAACUGCCGCAGCCACAACUAGUGCAAUCCUCGCUGUCGCCAUCGCUGCCAGCGUCGCAGUUGCCACAACAAUACAGUAGCAGCGGAGCGGAACAAGCUCCGAAUAUAUUCUACAACUGCAACUGUCACGGUACCUAUUUGCCAUACGAACAGCUGCGGCAAAACUAA